UUUCAGCCACAUUUGGGUUGGGCGUCGUCGCUUCCUCGUAGUUUAGAUACUAUUUGUGAAAGUAAAAGUUGGGAGAUACUCAAAACAUUAAAUAUUAACGUUGACGCGACUUAUUAUUCUGUUUUAAUUGCCUGAAGAGAAGAUGCAACAACUGCAGAUGUUAGUUUUUUCUCUCUUCCUGCUGUGGAUUUCACCUCCAGUCGACGCGCUUGAAAGAAUUGUGUAUGGUGCAGAAGGUGAUGACGUUGUCCUCACACCACCUCUUGGGUCUCCUGCCAUCACAAGCAUUCAAUGGACACAUGGAGAGGACAUCGUUGCAGAGUGGUAUCAAGUGUAUGGAACUGAGACAUAUUGUCUUACCAAGUUCGAAGGUCGCUGCAAGCUGAAUCUUUUGACCGGGGCGCUGACAGUCACAGGACUGACUAAAACCGACAGUGGAAUCUGCAAACCUGAGAUCAACAACAAAUACCCCGACCCAACUCGUCUCAUCGUCAUCUCUCGUGUCCCUAAACCCGCCGUCUCCAAAUCAUGUAACACUGAGAUGACCGCCUGUAAUCUGACCUGUGAAGGCAACACGACACAAUCAGAACCCGUCGACUGUAAGUGGUUUCUAGAUGAUGCAGAGGGACCUUCAGGCAAGGUGUUGACCAUAACAAAGGAGAUGAAGGAGCUGAAUUACCAUUGUAUAUUUGUCAACCCAGUCGGCAACAAAAGCAGUGAUAUCAUGACAAACCCCUUACUCAAAGCAGAAAAUGUCCAGUUGGUAACUUGGCCAGUAGCAGUAGCAGUAGCAGUAGCAGUAGCAACAGCAGCAGGGGUUAUUUUGGUUCUUGUGUUAAUUGGAUAUCUCAUCUACAAAUGCAGAACUGAUAGACGUUCAUAUACAUUAACAUCCACCAAGGAAGACAACAAUUCUACAGUGGUCCAUGUCCCACCAACCACUCAGGACUCCAAUUCUCUCAGCAAUGGAUCUGUGAUCCCAGAGGAACAAAGGGCAUCCAACGAGGCUUCAGAUUCUAUUCCGCUCCGAUAUGUCCUCAAUGGAGCUGUAAAGGCAUCAGAGAUUUCAUCCAACAAUGACCUGACGACUUCUACAUCCCCAGAGGCCGGCAAGGAAGCUGAUAUCACAUUGGAGAUGGGUCCAGCAUCCCCCCAGGAUUCAAUCACUCCAGAGACUGGCAAGGAAACUGAGAUCACAUCUGAUGUGGUUGAGAAGUCUGACAAGAACUCAACGACUCCUGCUUCCCCCGCCAGCAGCCAGGAAACAGGCGAGUCCAAUUUAAACACACUCCAUGUCCGAUCAACAUACUAUUUUUUUCUUACUCUUAUCUUAGGGUAUAUUUUAAGAUUAUGUUUGUAUUUAUAUCAAAUGUGUUCCCCACUUAAUUAAUUUAGUUUUUGCAACAAACAACUUGAUUCCAUUUUUAUGGGACUUCAGCACAGAAACAGCAUCAGCAGCUUUACAUUCACAUUUUUUAAAAUGAAUCCAAGAGCAAGGUGCAUUUACUCUUGCACACACAGCAAAUUUAUGAAUAAAUGAAAAAUGACACAAAUACAUUUUUAGUAUUAUAAUAUAUAAUUAUGUGUAAUUAUAAUAAAUUACUUGGGCGGCCUGCCUAAGCCUGUCUUCAUCUUGCUUAUAAUAGUUGUAAAUACAUAGUACUUUUAUCUUUAUUUUUAUUUAUUCCUAUAUAUUUUUAUUUUAUUAACACUCAUAUGCAUGAUCUUCCUGUUGUCUUUUACUGCUGCAGCACUUGAAUUUCCCCACUGGGGAUCAAUAAAGGAUUAUAUUAUCUGAUCAUGUAUGUGUAGGAAACACUGAGUUUAACAAUAUGUCGUACAUAACCCCUAAAAUAAACUUUAUUGGAUCUAUAAUCAAUAAAAUAGAAUAAAAACAACCCUGUGUCUCUAUCAUCUGAUAAUCCUACGUUACAAUAUUAUUUGUCUGUCUGUAUUUACAUACAUCACUAGAAAGCCGGAUUUAUUUAUUAUAUAUAUUUAUGUAUAUUUAUUUAUAUAUAUUUAAUAGCCGUGUUGGAGUCCCAUGUUGGAUACAUUUGGCACAUUUAAAUAAGAACUAACUAACAUCGGGCAUUUAGGUUUUUAUUAGGUGUGAGCUCUAUUUGGUUUAAAGCACAAACGAGAGAUGUAUGAAAAGAGAAAGAGACCAGUGUUUACUGCAUCUGUUCAGUUUUUUUAUUGCGGUUAGAAGAAAAAAAUCAGACUGUUCUGCCUUUUUGAUUUUUUUUUUUUCAUCCUUUGACAGAUGACCUGGCAGCGAAGCCAGCCGACCAAGAACAAACCAACCAAGAGCCACCAGCAGCUGAACAGGAAGCAGAUGAUGCAGGAGAUCUCGACGAACACUGAAGUAUUUUCACUUCUUUUUGUCACUAAAAUAAUAAGUCAGAGAGAGAGUCUGCUCUAUGUCAAGAUGUUACAGUCAAGACGUGUGAACAUGGAGACAGAUGACUACUCCUGCAAGACCAAGUUUCAGAAUGUUGUUUUUUUUUAUCUCUGAUGUUUCAUUAGUACUUCAUGCAGUGUGUCUGUGAAGUCUUCCUGUUCAGGGGUCACAAUGACGAAGGAGGACAUGCAAACAAAUAGCUGCUGUUUGAUCUCACCUUCAACAUUUCAAAGUCACUUUAUGUGUUUCAGGAGCACAGAGUCAUAGGAGUGUACACUUCAGUGUCCCGCUGCUCUAGUCCAGUGCAAUAUGAUUGUAAGAGUGUGGUCAAAAUGUAGUUAUCAGAUAUAGGGUAGUUGUUCAUAUGAAGAAGGCAAAGGGUGACAUGAAGUACUUUGAAAGGUCUUACAACACAUCUGCCACUGUUUCAAGACAAACACAUUCAAUAAGUGACCUUUGUGUUGAGCUGAAACAUCAAGUUAUUUAGAAUCUUCCACACUUCCACUUCUUCCUCUUUUGGGAUAAAAAUACUUGUGCUUCUUCUAAAGCUGUUUUUAACAUGAUGAGUGAAUAUAUUUUCUUCUUUUAGUAGUUUAUAGGACGUUAGCCUCUGUACAUAGACUUCACGACAUAACUGCUAGGCUAUCAGUGCUCCUUACAACAGAUUAUCAUCAGCAAAAAACAUCUGCAGGUUUUAUUCCAUCUGAUCUGACUCCUGAAGUUACUCAUUUUAAAUCAUCCUCAGUGAGUAUUUUGGUCAGAUUGUGGCUGAAACAAAGAAAAGGGACUGUUUUGAUAUCUUUGUGAUUCCUUUAAAUUUUGAUAUCACCACCAAACCUCAACAUUAUUUGUGUAGAUCAGAAACAAGCUCCAGGUGCUUCUUUCCUUAAAGUGACUAAACUUGAAUGGUGCAAAAAAGAACUGAGACAAACAAUCAGCCUCCUCCGAGGCCGCGGUGUAAAUCAGAUCCCCGUUACAACUUGAAUAUUUAUCAGGUCUUAGUCAAUGUUUUAUUUUGCACCAAGGCCAACACCUUAAGUCACUUUGAAAAGCCAAAGCCCCUUUGAAUCUUGAGUAUGUAUCUGCAGCUGCAUUUGUCAUUUAAACUUCAGAAAAACAAAACAAAAACAGUUUUUCAAAAGUCUUAAAUAGCAUCUAUUUUUCCUACCACAGGAACAUUAUUAUUGGCAGAGUAUUCCAGAGUUUGUUGCACUUAAAGGCAUUUAAUAAUGUAAAAAAAAAAAUAUAUAUUUAUGAGGAUUGUUUUUAGAUUUUGUAAGGGCAACACUUUUUAGAUGCUAGCAUGCCAAAAAGAAGAAUUGUAUAUUUUUGAGGUAAAGAAAUUAAUUAUCUGUGUUCCACGAGGGAGGCAUUUUAGUCGCCACAACAGCGUGACAUAUUUUCAUGAAGGGAAGAAGACAACCUAUUUAAAUUAUAAAAGACCAUUCAUGUAUUUUCUGCUACCAAAAAAUGUAUUGCAAAGUGAAAACAUGCUGCUCCAGCUGUAUCUCCCCCAUAGUAUUUAUUUUCUAUCUGCUGCUGUAGUUCCACUGUUGACCACUGCAGGGCAUCAUACAGCUGCUGUGAAAAAACUGUCAGUUCUUCUUUAUGGACUGCUGGUAAAGAUGGCUGACACUGACAUGUUUCCUUUUUUUAAUCCCUUCAUUAACAUGAAUCAGUUUGGUGUUUUUCCACCACAUCUGCUUUAAAUUAGUGAAACAGAAAAAUCAUGGAAACAAUUGUUCAAUCUCUCAUUGUAGAUCGACUGG
Messenger RNA from Labrus mixtus (cuckoo wrasse), 4173 nucleotides. RefSeq lists its product as uncharacterized. Bases 143 to 1390 code for a protein of 415 amino acids. NCBI's taxonomy places the organism in Eukaryota, Metazoa, Chordata, Actinopteri, Labriformes, Labridae. The transcript has 12 exons. The record is from RefSeq and is a predicted model, not a curated record.